Messenger RNA from Musa acuminata AAA Group (dessert banana), 1585 nucleotides. RefSeq lists its product as uncharacterized. Bases 146 to 1321 code for a protein of 391 amino acids. The transcript is spliced from 3 exons. NCBI's taxonomy places the organism in Eukaryota, Viridiplantae, Streptophyta, Magnoliopsida, Zingiberales, Musaceae. The record is from RefSeq and is a predicted model, not a curated record.
GUCCCUCGAGCAACGCUUGAUGCCGCCGUGGAAGGAAGUCUCCUCCUCGCUUGCUCUCACCCAUCUUUGGUCACACGAAACACCCAUUGGUGGAGAACGAAGACGAGCUUUCCUGCCAUGAACCAAGGAAAGAUACAAGGUGGUGAUGACCGCACUCCAUUCCUCGGAGAACAUGACAAGCCUUAUCAUUCCGCCUAUGGUGGUGGUGUUGGUGGUUCUACUGUUUGUUUAUGGUAUUCGGUGGACCCUGGCUUCUUCUUCCAAGAAGAAAGAAAGAAGCAACGGCAAGCAUAUUUCUUCCCUUCCUUUCUGCUCUGCUUCCAUGCACCUCGGAACAGCAACAAUGGUGAGCAAAGCAAAGAGGAACCUCCUGCCUUCCGGUCAUCUUCUCCUUCCUCCGUCCAUGAAGAACUUCGCCUCAUGCUUCAGCGAGCACGCAGUCAAAGUCUCCGAGCCCUCCUGCUCGGGGAGCAGCAGCAGCGGCGGCAACUCCUUGGUGGUCGACACCAGCUGCUCGGUUCUAAGCGCCGUCACCUGCCUCUACCGGACGAGGCUGAUCGCCACGCAGAGGGAGCUCCUCAUCAGGGUCGCCUGGUCCAAGGGGCAUGCCGGCCCCAUGCUUUCCGUUGGCAUCGACGACAACCCGUCGGUCGACCGGUGGGAGCCAAACGCCAUGAACUGUCAGCUGCUGAUGAAGAAGAAGGGCAGCAGAGCGUACGCCGCCGGGGACUGCGCCGUUCGACUUCACUGGGACAUUUCCUCAGCUAAGUUCGGAUCGGGUCCGGAGCCGAUCGAUGGGUUCUAUGUCGUGAUGGUCGUGAACUCGGAGCUCGCGCUGUCGCUCGGAGACAUGAGCGAAGAAUGCACGCGAAGGUUCGAGGAGGCGCUUCCGGUCGCGGAAUCCUCGAUGAUCAGCCGGAAAGAACAGGUCAUCGGCCAGGGACUUCACUCCACGAGAGCUCGGUUUCGGGAGGACGGCGGCGACCACGAGAUCACCAUCAGGUGCAAGGAAGACGGGUGGGACGCCAAGGAGUCGGAGCUGUCGGUGACGGUCGACAAGAAGCGGGUGGUGCACGUGAGGCGGCUGCGGUGGAACUUCCGGGGGAACCAGACGCUCUUCAUCGACGGGUCGCCGGUGGACAUGAUGUGGGACAUGCACGGGUGGAGGUUCGGCAACGCGCCGGGGUGGGCGGUGUUCAUGUUCCGGAAGCGGAGCGCGUUGGAGAGCAGGCUGUGGCUGGAGGAGGAGACGGUGGACAGGGAGCAAGGCGGCGCGUCGGGGUUCUCCCUGCUGAUACAACAAGCCUUCAAGAGCACUUGAAGAAGCUUGGCGAGGCGUGUGAUGUUGGCUGGCUUUCUACUGUUGCGCGUGAGCAGUCACUGACUCGAUCGAGUUGCAGAGAUGUGAAUUGGUGGAUUGAUGGAGAGCAGAUUGCUUCUUCCCCAAACCUUUCUUUCUUUCUUUCUUGUUGAUAAUACAGUUUCAGUUUUUUUUCUCUUUACAUCAUCAGUUGACUUUUUUGAGAAGAAAAACAAUUCAAGGCAUGGAGAUGAAGCUUUCUUAGCCUUGCCUUUGUGAGGAAAA